This is a messenger RNA of Apiotrichum porosum, 321 nucleotides long. RefSeq lists its product as uncharacterized. Bases 1 to 321 code for a protein of 106 amino acids. The transcript is spliced from 2 exons. Lineage: Eukaryota; Fungi; Basidiomycota; Tremellomycetes; Trichosporonales; Trichosporonaceae. The record is from RefSeq and is a predicted model, not a curated record.
AUGAGUCUCCUCGCCCGCCUUGGCAAGGCUAUCGUCACCUUUGUCUUUAGCUGCGCCGUCCACGUCCUCACGUCUAUGAUUCUCUGGCCCAUGAUGCACGCCUUGGGAGUGUGCCCCCUCAUCGGUCCCAUCUCGCAAGUCGCUUUCAGCUAUUUCAUUUCCAAGCUCGUCGGCGCCAUCCUCCUCGCCGCCGUUGGCCGUAACUUCCCUCAGGUGGCCGCCGCAGCCGGCUACGUCCCUCAGCCCUUCAUCAAGACCAUUGUCCACUCGGCCGUCGUCGCCAGCGUGUGCGCUGUGAAGGACGCCGCGCGCUGUGCGUGA